UUAUUUAUUGAUUUUCAACUUGGCCGUUUGGUGGAGGGAAGAACAGAGCGACAAUGGGUUCCUCAUCCCUUCCCUUUCUUCCCCAACCAUUUGCUCGAAUUCCAUCCGCAACCUUCCCGCCCUCUGAAAUUUCUUCUAAUCUUCACAACAAUGUCAGAUUCACUUCCAUGGAGAAACCUGUAAUUCCUCUCGCUUCUCCGUCUUCGUCGUCUUCUUCAACGUGCUCGCCAGUUCUUCAGAAAUCCAUCGCGUUCGUCGCCUCGAUUUCCCUUCUCAUGUGGCCGACUCCAGCGAAUGCUGGAUUUCUAUCAGGAUUCUCGGGAAUUGAAUCGGUUCCUGGUCCGCAAUUGCCUCAAAUCGACUUUCUCAAUCGCUUUAAUGAAGAGAACCAGAAGAAAUACGCGGAAGCUGAUGCCAGAUUCAAAUCAUCUCCCGUGCUGAAGGAACUUCUGGAGCGAUCGAAGAUGAACAAGGAAAAGAACCGUCAGAAAAUUGCUGACAAAUAUUGCAUCCGUGGUGCGGAAUGGGGAGUUGGAGAUUGUUCGGCAGAAGGCAUGUCGCCGGAGGAGAGAGACAAUUUCGUCGCAAUGUUGAAGCAAAAGGCAGGAGUGGAUUAGCAUAAACUAUUUUGGGAUUUAGAGCAAGCCAUUUAAUCUUACUGUUUCAUAUUCUUUAUCAAAAGGAAGGAUUAGAGUGAAGCAAGAGUAAGCUUAUAAAUUCUGUCACUUCAAUAUUUGAGUAAGCUCCAAUCUAAUGCUUUUCUAUAAACUAUUGUAUUACAUCAGUUGGGUUAUAAAUUACUAUUAAGUAU
Molecule: messenger RNA, 811 nt
Organism: Cucurbita moschata (crookneck pumpkin)
Lineage: Eukaryota; Viridiplantae; Streptophyta; Magnoliopsida; Cucurbitales; Cucurbitaceae
Exons: 4
Coding region: 54-617 (187 amino acids)
Source: RefSeq, a predicted model, not a curated record